Oryza sativa Japonica Group (Japanese rice) is the source of this 4626-nucleotide messenger RNA. Its product is annotated as ABC transporter C family member 10. NCBI's taxonomy places the organism in Eukaryota, Viridiplantae, Streptophyta, Magnoliopsida, Poales, Poaceae. The record is from RefSeq and is a predicted model, not a curated record. Gene Ontology annotation, cellular component: membrane. Gene Ontology annotation, molecular function: ATP binding; ATP hydrolysis activity; ABC-type transporter activity. Gene Ontology annotation, biological process: transmembrane transport.
GGCGGCGUCAGAGGAGGAGCUCUUUUGUAGCGACACACUCGCGCACUCGGCGGCGCCGCCGUCUUUGCCGUUGCCGCCUUCCCCCGUCGAAUUCGCUUCACGCCCGGAGCUAGAGCUAGCUCCGGCGAGCCAGCGGUGGCGGUGCGAGAUGAGCGCCGCCGUGUUGGGAGGAGCAGCCGCAGCCGCCGCGGCGCCAUUCCUUGAUCGUUCGUUCCCGCCGCGUCGCGACGUCGACGGCGUUCCCGGCCGCCACCCCGGGAUCGCGCGGCGGCGCCCCCCGCCGCUUCUGCUCGCCUCCGCCUCCGCCGCCGCCGCACGACGCCGUCCCGUCCGACAUGCGUCGCCGCGUUCGCUGGCUCCCUCCCCACCUGCGGCACCGGCCGGCCUGCAGCCGCAGCGCUGCCACGUGGCCGGCACGACGCGAGCCUACAAAGCAACCGGAUUGCACAGCCUGCUAAACAAUGAAGCCAAUCACCAUGAUUUCGAUUCUAAGAGAUCAGUUUCUCCAUUUUCAACGGCUGGAUUUUUCAGCAAGAUGUUGUUUUGGUGGAUGAAUCCCUUGAUUAAGAAGGGUUAUGAGAAGCCUCUUGAAGAGACAGACAUACCUGCUUUGGGUAUUGAGGAUGAAGCAGGCACACAAUACUCAAUGUUCAUGAACAAAAUCGAUGCCAGUAAAUCAUCUCUUUUCUGGAUAAUUGUUUCGUGCUACAAGAGGGAGAUUCUUGUUUCUGGGUUCUUUGCAUUGCUCAAGGUGCUUACUCUGUCUGCUGGUCCAUUAUUCCUGAAGGAGUUCAUCAAUGUGUCUUCAGGAAAAGAAGCUUUCAAGCAUGAAGGCUUUGUCAUAGUUCUUGGACUUCUUUUCUCCAAAUGCCUAGAAUCACUAGCCCAGAGACAGUGGUAUUUUCGCACGCGAAGAGUGGGUGUUCAAGUGAGAUCACUCUUGUCAGCUGCGAUUUAUCGAAAGCAACAGAAAUUGUCAUGCUCUGCCAGCACAGAGCAUUCUUCUGGGGAGAUAAUGAACUAUCUCAUGGUGGACACCUACAGGAUUGGGGAAUUCCCUUUCUGGUUCCAUCGUACAUGGACUACAGGACUCCAGCUUUGUAUUGCCUUGAUGGUACUGUAUAAUGCUGUCGGUCCUGCAACAGUAGCAUCUGUUUUUGUUAUAGUGCUGACUGUGAUGUUGAAUGCCCCUCUAGCCAAGCAAUUGCAAAACAUCCAAAGUAAACUCAUGGAAGCUCAAGAUAUGAGGUUGAAAACUAUGUCCGAGUCACUCACAAACAUGAAGGUCUUGAAGCUUUAUGCAUGGGAGAACCAUUUCAAGGGUGUUAUAGAACAAUUGAGGGAGUUGGAGCUAAAGUGGUUGUCAGCAUUCCAGCUGGGAAAAGCGUAUACUAGUGUUCUUUUCUGGGCAUCACCUGCACUUGUUUCAGCUGCAACAUUUCUAGCAUGCUACUUUCUAGGAGUCCCACUUGAUCCCAGCAACGUGUUCACCUUUGUAGCUGCACUGCGUCUCGUGCAGGAUCCUAUCAAUCAUAUUCCAAAUGUCAUCGGGUCUGUAAUCCAAGCAAGGGCUGCCUUCAAUCGGUUAAACGAAUUUCUUGGUGCAUCUGAGCUACAAAAGGAUCAAGUUUCGAUGGAGUAUUCUGCACAUAGCCAGUAUCCUAUAGCAAUCAAAUCUGGCUGUUUCUCAUGGGAUAGCUCUGAAAAUUAUAAUCUGAGGAAUAUUAAUUUGAUGGUGAAAUCAGGGACAAAGGUAGCAAUCUGUGGUGAGGUUGGUUCUGGAAAAUCGUCUCUUUUGGCAGCUAUUCUGGGAGAAGUCCCAAGGACAGAUGGAGUGAUUCAAGUUUCUGGUAAAAUAGCAUAUGUUUCUCAGAAUGCAUGGAUCCAAACAGGAUCUGUGAAGGACAAUAUACUUUUUGGUUCUACCAUGGACAAGCCAAGAUAUGAAGAGACUCUUAAGUUUUGUUCACUGGUGCAUGACCUUGAAAUUUUGCCCUUUGGUGACCUUACUCAAAUCGGGGAAAGAGGAGCAAAUCUUAGUGGAGGGCAGAAGCAACGCAUUCAAUUAGCUCGUGCAUUGUAUCACGAUGCGGAUAUUUAUCUUUUAGAUGACCCUUUCAGCUCUGUCGAUGCACAUACAGCUACAAGUCUUUUUAAUGAAUAUGUGAUGGGAGCUUUGUCGGAAAAGACGGUUCUGCUAGUAACACAUCAAGUGGAGUUCUUGCAUGCAUUUGAUUCUGUUCUAUUAAUGUCCCAAGGACAGAUUAUGCAUGCUGCUUCUUACCAAGAGCUCCUAUUAUCUUCCAGAGAAUUCCAGAACCUUGUGAAUGCACAUAAAGAUAUUGUCAACUUUCCAAACGAUAACAUGGUGGACUACAAUGGAGAUAAGAGCCCCUUCAAAAGGGAGACUGCUGUUGUUCUUGAUGGGGGGAAAGAAUCCAUCAAGAAUGCAGAAUUUGAUCAACUAAUUAGGAGAGAAGAGAGGGAAAUUGGUGGCACUGGUCUGAAGCCUUAUUUGAUGUAUUUGGGCCAGAAUAAGGGCUACAUAUAUGCUACUCUUGUAGCUAUAGCUAACAUUGCAUUCACAUCUGGACAAUUAGCACAGAACUCAUGGCUUGCAGCCAAUAUUCAAAAUCCCGGUGUAAGCACAUUUAAUCUGGUUCAGGUGUAUACGGCCAUUGGAAUUGGUUCAAUCAUGUUCUUACUAUUUAGAGCUCUGUUGGCAGUUGAUCUAGGUCUUCAGACAUCAAGGUCUUUAUUUUCCCAACUACUUACUGCCCUAUUUCGUGCACCAAUGUCUUUCUUUCAUUCCACUCCAAUUGGAAGGAUACUUAGCCGUGUAUCUUCUGACUUAAAUGUAAUCGAUCUUGAUGUCCCGUUUACUUUAUCUUUCAGUAUUAGUGCCACACUUAAUGCUUAUAUCAAUUUGGGUGUUUUAUGUUUCUUUACCUGGCCAAUUUUGUUUAUUGCUGCACCCAUAAUCAUUAUGGCCGUCAGAUUGCAGAGAUACUAUUCAGCCUCUUCAAAAGAAUUGAUGCGGAUCAAUGGCACUACAAAAUCUCUUGUUGCCAAUCACCUUGCAGAAUCAAUUUCAGGAGCAGUUACAGUAAGAGCCUUUAAGCAAGAAGGUCGUUUUUUUGCUAGAUUUUUGGAGCUUAUUGACAAUAAUGCAAGCCCAUCAUUUCAUUGUUUCGCUGCAACUGAAUGGUUGACUCAACGUUUGGAGAUAAUGGCUACUACUAUUCUUUCAUCAUCUGCUUUCGUCAUCACUCUUCUUCCCCAGGGAACAUUAAGUCCCGGUGUUGCAGGGAUGGUGCUUUCUUAUGGUCUUUCACUAAACAUGUUAUUCCUUUUCUCCAUUCAAAAUCAGUGUUCCCUUGCAAACCAAAUAAUUUCUGUUGAAAGGAUAAGCCAAUACAUGGAUAUUGUGAGUGAGGCACCAGAUAUUGUGGAAGACAAUCAACUUCCGGUUGAUUGGCCCUCGAUUGGUAGCAUAGUACUUGAAGAUUUGGAGGUUAAAUAUACUCAAGAUGCUUCUCCAGUACUGAAAGGAAUUUCUUGCACAUUUCAAGGCGGGGAUAAAAUUGGGAUAGUUGGUCGAACAGGAAGUGGAAAGACAACUUUGAUAAAUGCAAUUUUCCGGCUUGUCGAGCCUUCUGGAGGAAAGAUAACCAUUGAUGGUCAAGACAUUACAACAAUGGGCUUACAUGACUUACGAUCUCGAAUUGGUCUUAUUCCUCAAGAUCCUAUACUUUUCAAUGGUUCCAUAAGAUACAAUUUGGAUCCUCAUGGGCAUUUCUCGGACAAACAAAUCUGGGAAGUUCUAGGAAAAUGUCAACUUGAUGAAGUAAUUAAUGAGAAGAAAGGGUUGGAUUCACUUGUUGUGGAAGGAGGAUCAAACUGGAGCAUGGGCCAAAGGCAGCUACUUUGCUUGGGCCGUGCCCUCCUGCGACGAAGCCGCAUCUUGAUCCUUGACGAGGCUACAGCAUCAAUGGACAAUGCAACUGAUGCUGUCAUUCAGAAAACCGUCAGGACAGAAUUAAAAGACAGCACAAUCAUCACAAUCGCGCAUCGGAUUCCAACAGUGAUGGACUGCACCAGGGUACUUGUUGUCAAUGAUGGGGAAAUGGUCGAGUAUGAAGAGCCCCAGAAACUGAUGCAGACUGAAGGAUCCUUUUUCAAGGAACUCCUCAAUGAAUACAGGCUGCAGAUAUCAAGAGCAGGCUUGCAGAUUUCCUCCUGAAGAAAUGUCAUGAAUGGGAUCCUCUUGCUCCAGUGCAGCCAUGCAGGGAGGGGAUUGGAUCAGUGGUGACCGGCGGCGUUGUUUACCUCUUGAACACCGGAGCUCUGUUGCGGUGGUUAGUGCACUGGAAGGAAGAACGCAGCCGGCGUUCAUGGCAGUGACGCCUUGGUGGCCGCUUCCCCAAAAUUCGACUGUUAUUUGAGGGGGGGGGGGGGCGUGUAUGCUUCCAACUUUCCAAAUUUUGAAUUUGUUCAAGAGAAAAAGGUCGAUUGUCUUGAGUUCCCAAUUAUGUGGUAUAUUGAUUGAAUUUUGCAAAUUUCAAGCAUCCCCGGCCAGUUUGAAAUGAGGUCGCGAGGUGCAGUUCAAAUGGUCUGUUUGAGAUA